Molecule: messenger RNA, 6052 nt
Organism: Mercenaria mercenaria
Lineage: Eukaryota; Metazoa; Mollusca; Bivalvia; Venerida; Veneridae
Exons: 3
Coding region: 951-2594 (547 amino acids)
Source: RefSeq, a predicted model, not a curated record
GAACAAAAGAAAACUCGUUACUUCAAACCAUUUACGGAAGAGUUAACCGAUAGAAAAUCAUUUCAUGGAAGGAAUAUAAUAUCUCCAUAUCUCAACAUGAGAAUGUACAGUAUUAAUGACGCGAGACUUUCUUAUUACGCUAAUAAUUCAAACAUUAGCAAAUACAUAAAAUAGCUGUUCGUACUGAAAACAUUAGCGGGACAUCAUUAUAAAAUCGGGAUUAUGUAAAGCUUUAAGGAUGCUUUAGAGAUAUUAUUGAGCGGAUUAUAGCGCUAUUCUGUGUAUCAUUUGAAGCAGAAGAAAGACAUGAUUUAGAAACCAAUUUAUUCAAUAAAUCAGAAUAUCUAAAAUAAAUUGCUGUGAAAUUCUAGUUUAGUGCAUCAACUUGUACUUUAUUUACGCGAAAACCGAAUAAGUUUUCUCCGCUCCGUAACAACUAGCUUAGGGUUGUAACUUGAUUUAGUUUAUAUCAAUAUUUACCUUCUGCACUCGUAUAUAAACAGUAGUGAUAAUUAAUUCUGAUUCUAUUGUUCUAAGUAUUUGCUUUUUACCCUACGUCGAAGCAGAGUUAUCAUUAUUCAAUGUGGACUUUGUAAUCCUUACGUUUUCUUUUGAAGUUAAAGCAAAUAUUUUUCAACGGGUUCUAUUUGAACACAGUUUAUAAAUAUGAAAACGACUACAUUUUAAUAUCUUGCAGGGCUCGUGGAUGUAUUAAUCAAGCAAAAUACGUAAUUGCGGAAGUUAACUCGUUGGAACUUUAUUGAAAAAAUUGUUACAAAUUUGAUAAAAUGUUAACAUCAGUCGUUAGAUAUACGUAAAUUUUUGAGCAAACAGGAACUUUGAGAAUAAUGGUGGCGACAAUGGGGAUUUUGUGAGGAUUGGGUAUUGCUUAUAAAUACCCACAUGAGAUCGCUUUUCAGAAAAAUACGUUGAGUAUUGCAAUAUCUAACAUGAACGGAAUAAGUGGACUACCGGGUAUUGAAGCCCUAUUCCGGGACCACAAACGUCUUGCCUCAAAGCUGACCUCUGAUGAACUUAGAGCUAUUCGGGAUUAUAUCGAAGAACGAAUCAGGCAGGAGCAAGCCGAUAUCAACUUUCGUUUGUAUGCUUUACAGAAUGAUUUUGACGUAACUGUUCGAAAGAGUUCUGAAACCAUUUCGGACUUGUAUCAGGAGGUCAAUGAAAAGAAAGAGGUCAUAGAACAUUAUAAAAAAUCAGACGAAGCAAUUUCAACGGUUCACAAGCAAAGAGAACAAAGAUGGGAGAAAAAGCAAGAAUUGUUAGUGACGGAAAUAGAAAAACUGGAAGGAGAAGCAACGCGAUCGAAAACGAGAUUACAACACGCGGAAAAGGAUUUAGAAGAAAAAUCAAACGACAUCAAAACUCUCGAGGAGAAACUUGAAGAAGCCAACAAAGCCGUUGAAACUGUAGAAGAAGCAAAACUUGUUCUAACCGAGAGAGAUGAAACGAAAAAAGAAGUACUUAAACUGAAAAUGGAAAUUGACAAGAGAGAUCGGCUUGUGCAACACCACGAGAGAAAUAUAGCUGCUCUAAAGAACGAAAUAGAAGAAUUCAAUCGAGAGAAAAAGAUGAAUGAAAUGAAAGUUACUUCAGUGCAAGAUGAGUUAAGAAAGCAAAUGAAAGAGGUAGCUGAGAAGUGUAAAAAAUUAUCAGAAAUACAGUUCCAGCUACAGAUGGAGAAAAGACAGACAGAGAAACUACAGAAGCAACUGAAGCAGGCUACAGAAGAUGUACGAAAUUACAAACAUAUGCUUGAAAGUGCAAGGCCUCCAUUGAAUGCCAAUGAUCCAGUUGUUAUUACAAUGCGGAAGGACCUAGAUAUUAUGGAUAUUCGAAUUCGGUCCCUAGAUAUUGGUGUCAGAUUAAGAAUGGACGAGGUUAAAAGAGUUGAGGAUCGAUCGGAAGACCUUAAAGAAGAUGAGAGAUUAGCGCAUCAAAUGAGAAGUGAAAUUUAUCAUCAAGGUGAUACGUUUUUAGAACUUACUGCUACGGAAUUAGUGAAACAUUUGGAAUUUAGACAACGUAUGUUGCAAGAAGAGCUGAAAUAUGCGCGCGAUUGGGAACAGCCAAAACGUGAUGCAGACACACUAAGGUCUGAGAUUAAAGCAUUCAUGAAGCAAGCAGCGAUAUGCAAAGUUACUGACCUUGGUGAACGUGCCGCAAAACAACUACAGAAAAUUGACCUAAUUAUGAGAGGAGUCUCUGACACAACCAAGAUGCCGAGGAUUUAUCGUGUUUCAGAACGAUCAAAUGCAGACCAAAGACAAAAGCAGAAACCCGCCAGCAAACCAGCUUUUCUGUCGGCAUCUACUCCUAUUGGCGCGUUUGACAAUUCGAGUCUAAAGACAACCUCUAAGAGGAACCGGAAGCGACCGGAAGUCAAUAAAGUCAGUACCUUCCGGCAUCCGUCUCUUGAAAACCAUACAGACGAUUCGAAAAUUCACUAUAUUGAUACAGUAGAACUGGACCUUUCACGCGUGACGCCAUCAAUUAUGUCAAGACGAGAAAGUCAGUCCGAUAGAAUGACCAUGAAGUCUGUGUCAUCCACCACGAUUCCUGCGAUAUACAAGUAGCUUCAUAUUUCCAUUCCUGCCGAAAACAAUAUGGGAUAUAUAAAAGAAAUAGUAGUGAUGUUUACAUGUGUUUAUAUCCAAGCUGUGUUGUUCAUUUUGCCUUUCGUUAAUCGUCUGUCUGAACUAUAACAAACGAAUGAAAACCCGUUACUUUUUUAAGUGUCGUAUCAGUAUUACUGAAAUGUGUUUUAGUCUGCGUGUUGGAAUUUAUAUCACAGUGGCGAGGUUUUAGGUGGUAUGACCUAAUUGUAGAUUUAGUGAUUGGGAAAGACCCGAUGUGUCUCUCCGUACAUAAACGUUACACAUGUGUAUAAUCACUAACCUUUCGCAAAAGCUUCGAAGGAAUUCAGUACCUUGAGCGAGGUUCGAACCCAUUACGAUGAUAAGCGGGAGAUUCUGUAAGUUACCUUCCCUACUGUGAAAAUGAUGUGGUCUUUCAGGAAUUCCAACAAACAUCUGUAAAAUGGAUGCACUUACGAUGCAAUACUAAAUGUCUAUAUAUCGACACAUAGUAUAAAUAGUAACUUGUCCGUGAAAUUUUCGUUGAAGAACCACCACUACUUUUGACAAAUACCACAUUGUUUCACGCAGUGACGUACACUAACACUUCUAUGUUUUGCAAGUUUGGAAACAUCAACUUCUUUUUUGCUUUAGCAUACUCGCACGUUCAGUGUUUUCCCACGACAUUUUUGGUGUCCAAAAUGAUUGUAAAGGCUUUUAAGUGAGUGAGUUUUAUCUCCUUUAACGAUACAGCAGAAAGAAGUUAUAAUAGCCAAACUAUAUUAUUGUAUUGUAUGUUUUGUUUAAAAGCUUGUUUUGAUGUGUAACAAGAACCGGUCGUAUUGCUUUUGUCACAAAAGGAAGUACUAUACAUAUCUUUUCUAACAACACUUGAAAUACAUACAUGAAAUUAAUAAGCAUUAGAGGCCUUGGUCAAUUUUUACAAGGUUUUCGACAUUUUUGCAUACACUGUGCAUCAAUUUCUAUAGCUUCAAUACAUUUUUUUUUUCAGAUUGUGCGAAUGAUCAGUAUAUUUCUAUUCCAUCUUAAUAUUCAAUGAAAUUAUAAAGUUAAAUCAACCUGAAAAGAGAAAAAAAAAAUAUAAGGAAAUCGUAAAUUCUGAUCUAAGUGAUUUCUCCUACCAAAAUGCAAGGUUAUAGGCAAAUAUGAAAGCAUGAAAAAUAUAGGUAUAUUCCAAUUCUAAUGCUUACAGGUACAGUCAAUGUCUGCUGAGGCAAAUAUUUCAAAAUAAUAACUUUGAAGUAGAAUCUACUGCUGUUUUAUUUAAAAAAAAAUCUCUGCAAUAAUGACACAUUCUUUCAAAGGAUAUGCUUAUGUGUAGACUGAAUUGUGCAUAAAACAAUCAAAACGUUUUGAUGGUGUUAAAUAGCUUUUUUUUACUUGUAUAUGUAUCACAGAUUGCGAUUACUGAAUGUAUUACCUUAUUGACUUAACAAUGGUAAUCUAGUAAUAUAACGUUAAGCUGAAUGUUUUAUCUGUUAAGGAUGUAGGAUCGUUCUUUUUCUACCUUUAAGAUUUUUUUCAUACUCUAUGAGCUUGAAGAACAUUAGUAUCUAAGUCAAACAAGACAGGAAAAAGCGCAGGUCAUCGAACUCGUUUUAAUCUUAUAGGGUAUUUUCCCCACCAACUGUUAAAGCAUUUCUAAAAUUGAAAAAAAAUGGUGAUACUUUAUAAAACAUACGAAAUCAAAAUUAAUGUUAUAAGAAUUUCAGCUCUCACAGGUUGCUAUGACAUCAUACAAGGUUAUAUCAUUUUUUUCAUGUUGACAUUACUACCCCACCCACUUUAUUUUCAGUGGUAAAAAACGUAACUAAAUCUAAAAAAAAUCUGCCGUUUAAGAGUUUAAAAGUAUUUUACAACAUUAAUGACACACAAAAUUCCUUCAAUAUGGACAGAAAAGAAUUAAAGUUUUAAAAUUAAAGAUUUAUUUAGAGAAAAAAAAAACGUUUAAAAACUGAUGAACUUUUAUAUUUUUAAUUCUAUUUGUUUAAGUUUAUAUUUCUGAGAAAAUAUAACGUGCUAUGUCCAAACAUUAAUUUCAUUUUAGUCAGAAAACAUCAGAACCAAACCUGAUCUACUUUAAGGAUUUACGAGCGAUUUUUUUCUAACGUUAAGACUUUUUUCAUACCCUGUGAGCUUGAAGAACAUUAGUUUCUAAGACAAACAAGAGCAGAAAAAACAUAGGUCACCGAACUCGUUUAAAUUUUGUAGGGUAUUUUCUUCACCCACUGUUUACGCAUUUCUGAAAUUUUGUAAAAUUGAAAAAAUGUUGGUACUUUAUAAAACAUAUAAUAUCCUAUUUAAUCUUAUAGGGAUUUCAGGUCUUUCAGGUUAAUAUGAAUAUAUGGUGAUGUCAGUUAUAUAUAAGCAUAAAUGUCACUAACAAAUCUCUUUAAUUUUUACAUGUUGACAUAAUUACCCCACCCACUUCAUUUUCAAUGGAAAAAAAUGUAUUUAGAUCUAAAAAAAAAUUCCGACGUUAAGAUUUUCAAAAUAUUUUGCAGCAUUAAUGACACAUAAAAAUGAUUCAAAAUGGAAAGAAAAAAAGUUGGGGUCACCGUGCAUCUAAGAGAUUUAUUAAGGAAAAACUGUUAAAAAGUGGUGAAUUUUGAUAUUUUUUGUUCUUUUUGUUUUAAUUUAUUUUUCUAGAUAAUAUAAAGUGCUAUCUUGAAAACUUUUAUUUGAUUUAUAGCUUAACAUUAUAUGUAUCAGUCAGAAAAAUAUCAAAACCAAACCUGAUCUACUUUAAUAGAUAUUUGAAAUUACCUACCCCUACCCCAUUGUAAAUCUUACGUCAAUUUUAGGCAAAUGCCAGCCAAAAAUAAGGGUGAAAUUUUUUUUCGCAAAAGCAUAAUAUAUUUGGUUAAAUGGUACAUUAUUAGCCAUAUUUUAAUUAUCUAGCAUUAAUUUUUGGCAAAACUUUUGUUAGAAAGCAAUAUUCGAAGAAACAUUUUUCAAAAUGGCGGAUAUCCUGAAAAAAAAAACGCUCGUACAUCCUUAAUAGAUAUUUGAAAAUACCAACCCCUACCCCAUUGUACAUCUUACAACAAUUUAGGCAAUGCCAGCCAGAUAUGGGUGAAAAGUUGUUUUUUUUUCGCAACAUGUAGAAUAUGUUUGGUUAAAUUGUACAAUAUUAGUCAUAUUUUAUUUUUAUUAUUUAGCAUUAUUUUUUGGCAAAAAUUUUGAAUUUUGUUAGUAAGAAAUAUUCGAGAAAACAUUUUUCAAAAUGGCGGAUAUUCCGAGAAAAAAAAACGCUCGUACAUCCAUAACAUAUUAACGCCGCAAUAACUUGUACAAUGUUUUGUAUUAGAUUGUAUUAAAUACAUGAGCAAAAAAAGCUUAGCCUUGCCAGUUGACACACUAAAACAUGAUGUCCAGAUAGUAUAUUGUUGAAUUAUGAAUUGCUCAAUAUUUCUUAAUAAAGUUACGAAUGUUUA